AUGCAGUUUUGCUGCAUGGUGCUUAGGAUCAACAUGGAUUGCAAUGGAUGUUACAGGAAAGUAAGGAAAGCCCUCCUUGAUAUGCAAGAGCUAGAGACACAUUUGAUAGAGAAAAAGCAGUGCAAGGUAAGUAUGUGUGGAAAAUUUAUCCCUCAGGAUGUUGCAAUCAAGAUUAGGAAGAAGACUAAUCGCAGAGUUGAGAUAUUGGACAUACAAGAGUUCGGCAACAGCGAUGAAAAUCAAGAUCAGGGACCCUUGAUCAGUUCUUGGAAUGUCAUGUCAAACCUAAACCAAAUCGCAACAUAUUUGAUAAAAGAGGGCCUUAGGGACAAAUAUUUGAGUUUAAUUCUGUGGGUCAUUUGUGGUGACAGUGGUAAUGGUGGAGCAGGAGAAUCAGAGAAAGAGAAAGAGAAGGUUGUGUUGGUUGAAUGA
This is a messenger RNA of Dovyalis caffra, 432 nucleotides long. Lineage: Eukaryota; Viridiplantae; Streptophyta; Magnoliopsida; Malpighiales; Salicaceae. The record is from the annotation of a GenBank genome assembly.